Messenger RNA from Procambarus clarkii (red swamp crayfish), 2499 nucleotides. Lineage: Eukaryota; Metazoa; Arthropoda; Malacostraca; Decapoda; Cambaridae. The record is from RefSeq and is a predicted model, not a curated record.
UCUUCGCUUUCGGCAGCAGUUACUUCGUCCUGUUCAUCGCUCGAGCGGUCCAAGGCAUCGGUUCCUCCUGUUCCUCCGUGUCUGGUAUGGGCAUGCUGGCGGAACGAUACCCAGACGACAAGGAGCGUGGCAACGCCAUGGGUAUAGCCCUGGGAGGCCUGGCCCUUGGGGUACUCAUCGGCCCCCCUUUUGGUGGGGUUAUGUUCCAGUUCGUGGGUAAGACGGCCCCAUUCCUCAUCUUGGCGGUGUUGGCCCUUGGAGACGGACUGCUGCAACUGUUAGUGCUUCAGCCGGCGGUAGUGAAGCAGGAGGAAGAGGCACCAACACUCGGAGAACUAGUUAGUGACCCCUACAUCAUCAUUGCAGCCGGAGCGAUCACCUUCGCCAACAUGGGUAUAGGGAUGCUGGAGCCAUCUCUUCCUCUCUGGAUGAUGGACACGAUGGAUGCACCUGAGUGGCAGCUCGGAGCGGCCUUCAUUCCAGCCUCGAUCUCCUACCUGAUCGGCACAAACCUCUUCGGCCCUCUCGGCCACCUGAUGGGCAGGUGGCUCGCCUCCCUCAUCGGCCUCGUUAUCAUCGGAAUCUGUCUCAUGAGUAUCCCCAGCGCCACCACCAUCAACCACCUGAUCGCCCCCAACGCUGGUCUGGGCUUCGCCAUCGGCAUGGUCGACUCGUCAAUGAUGCCGGAGUUAGGCUACCUCGUCGACCUCCGUCACUCUGCCGUCUACGGCUCCGUCUACUCCAUCGGCGACGUCGCCUUCUGUCUCGGCUUUGCUAUUGGACCGGCACUCUCCGGCACUCUGGUGCAGGCGUUUGGGUUCAAGUGGAUGUUGUACGGAGUGGCCAUCAUCAACUUCCUGUACGCUCCCUUCAUGUACUGCCUCAAGUCGCCUCCCGCCAAGACAGGCGAACGCCAGAACUUGAUAUACGGAGAGAAGUCGUCAGUGAGGUAUGUCACGUACAAGAACGAAGACGAGGAGGAGACUUGCCCUUAAAGAACUCAUCUUUGUAAAGUAAAGGAGGUGAUAAGGAACGAGUUUAUCUCUAAAAGAAUUUAUUACGAUAUUUAAAGGCAGUUAACAUUUUUGGUAAUCUAGGAAAGUUAAUGUGUGACAAAGUUAUGAAUUUACAUAGGUACACGAGGUGUGUUUUAUGGAGGCAAUGCAGCCGUAUAUAAUAAUCGAUGUAAAAUUUAUGUAUCGGAUAAAAUAUAUCAAUUGUGCAAAAUAGUAUUGGACUAAAUGUAUAUCUGGCUUUUUGUGGGGUCAAAUCGGGUUAAUUCUGGCUAGCAUAGUGUCGUGUUUAUCAGGGGUAGCCGUGUCGGCUGGCCUCAGGAGUGUUCAGAGAGACUUCGAGAGCGGCGCCUGAGAAUACGUGCCGUCACAAGCCAACGCGGACUCCGUGGCUCAAGAGCGAAAUUCUGCCGAAGAAUCCAAGUUUUUUCCGGACUGGCCGUAGCGGAAAGAUACGUGUCGAACUACUUCCAACUCGAAGCAAGGUGUCCAGAUAUAUUUCAUAAAGAUAUAUAAAUGGGAGACGGCAUGGUUGAUUCAAGAAAUUGUAGAAGAGAAAGUUUCAGAACGACGACUCGCCGCAGGAGCCAGUACCUACCAGCAGCGCCGCCAGUCUGCUGCAGGAAGGUAUGUGCUGGCCCUGCAAAUAUACCGAAAACUAAAAAGACAAAUUAAAAGUUAAACUCUCAUUGAAUUGGGAGACCAAUUAACUUGAUUUUGGCAUCAACGACUACAGAUGUAUUUUAAGCUAGCGACUGGCCAGCUCCCCCACACCCCCGACUCCACUCUUAUAGGCACCUUCGACAGCCUAUUCCCGAACGUGUAAAUGAGAAGCGUAACUGUACCACAAAUAUACUCACAAUGUGAUGAGAUAUUGUGAUGUUUUGCAACUUGGAACAACGAUUCGAAACACAUUUCUUUUGUACGAGAGCAACUAUAUACCGAUUGUGACGUCACAUACAACCCGAGACACCUUAACCGGGGAUCGAAGCUGCUCCGAUCCUACUCCACACAGGCUUCUUAACAACGCAUUUGACAUGUGUAUAAUGAAGGGAUCAUGAUGUGGUAAGGAUACUGCAAUUCUCUUUCUCUUGGGUUUAACCCAUUACAUGUCUAGCUUACAUGUGGCCAACCCAUUAUAUGUUUGGCUUACAUGGGGCCAACCCAUUAUAUGUUUAGCUUACACAAAUACAUUUCAGGAUUACAUAGAACCAAUGCACCGUAUAUCUGACGUGCACGGGGUUAAUCCAUUGAUUUUUGGGCUUUCACAGGGUGAAGCAAAUGCAUUUCUGAUUCGUAAAUUAUCAAUCUUCUGUUCUUCAGGCCUAUAGAAGGCUAUUUCAGUGCAUUUCUAGCUUCACUGCCGCCAAUCAAGCGCAUUUUUAGAUGGAACAAUCUCAAGGCAAAUUCACUAUUGUUUUGUAUUGUGCAAAUUCAGUGUAUUUCUGUCCUUGAUACUGCAUAUUUAGUGCAUUUAUGUCCUUCU